ACGAGAACAACCAGUUAGUUCAUCCGGGACCGUGGACAAGCUCGAGAAGAUCGCUGCUUCUGGACGCAGGACAUGCUACGCGUCACCAGUGACCAGGCGACGUCGCGACGGACGGAAAGAUCGACAGGAAUGGCUUCAGCUUGCCAGCGUCCUUGGAAAAGCACGGCGAGGCCACAUAAGAAGGGCCGAUGAAGGCGCGGGGCAAAUGUUGAGGAGGAUAAUCGACCGACGGGACAGGCAGACGACGAGAGACGGAGAGCGGUGCCAUGUCGCCGUCGUGUCCAUGAGACAGGGACGAGGACGAGGACGAGUGAGCGACGCAGCGAGGAUUCGAUUUGUGGUCGAGACAUGGCAGCGAGCUGUGUAGCCUUGCGUGUUUCAUCACCGGGUCAAUUGCACUACGCGACUGCUGUAGGCGUUUCGCUCCCUUCUCUGAAACGCGGUGCGCUGCUGGCGCGAAUUUGCCCCGCCCGUUGUAGCAGUGACCGGGAGGGAGGAGGUGGUGCAGGCGAGGCAGGAGGAGGAGGAAAAGGAGGCUCUGGUGGAGAUCCGCCGAGGAAGAAAGGAGGAGGUGAUAAGGGGAGGAGACGAUUUGAUGCAGGAUUCUCCUUCGCCGAGGGAGGAAGCGGAGACUUCUGCGUGGUUCCGCGCGAGCAACAACCUGUGAAUGAGUAUCAGGAUUUGACUCAAUCCUUGCUGUUCCCAUGGGCGACAGAUGAUAUUUGGAAAUAUGUCUUGAGGUUGGCUGCAAUUGGGGGCCUGAGCACUCUGGUCAUUGGUUGGCCCGUAUCAGCAGUGAGCAUCAAUGCCAGUCAAGAGCCGGUUAAAUGCGCAGUUGGAGCUCUCAGUGGAGGUCUUGGGGCUUCGACACUUGCUGUCGUGAGACUGUACCUGGGCUGGGCUUACGUGGGAAAUCGUCUGUUCAGUGCGACCGUGGAAUAUGAGGAGACAGGGUGGUACGACGGUGAGGUUUGGGUGAAGCCACCAGAGGUGCUGGCUCGAGAUCGGCUACUCGCUUACUACAAGGUCAAACCGGCGUUGAGGCGUUUGAAGGUUACGCUCGUCUGCUUGGCCAUUUCCCUGGCAACCUGUUCCGUCCUGCUGUUUACGCUGCAUCCGCCAGAGCGGAAACUCCCUGUUGCAGAGGAAGACUCACCUGGGCCCUCGGUGGUUAGAGGUAUAUAUAGCGACAAAGCUGCAAGAGAUUAUGAACCAGGAGCAUUUUCCGAUGAAGAUGACGUGGCAGGGCAAUUCUUAGAGAAUUGUGCAAUUCCUGCACCGGUUCUGACCUCUCAGAUUUAGUAUUCAUAUUGUAAGCUUUCCAACGCCAGAAACUUUGUAAACCAUGUACACUACUGAAAAAGGGACGUGUAGCUCAUCGUUAUUGUCCUGCGCCUCACCCUGCAUUCAAAUUUGUGCCAACAAUGAAUCCCAGAUAGAGCUUUAUUAUAAAUCCACGAGGCUUCUCUUGUCAUGUACUAUUCCUGAAGCGGCAUUUCACUUCCGUGUAAAUUAUUCUCCAUGGAUGAAAAGAAUCUAUUAAGCGAAUCGUCGCUCC
This is a messenger RNA of Marchantia polymorpha subsp. ruderalis, 1558 nucleotides long. NCBI's taxonomy places the organism in Eukaryota, Viridiplantae, Streptophyta, Marchantiopsida, Marchantiales, Marchantiaceae. The record is from the annotation of a GenBank genome assembly.